Malaya genurostris is the source of this 1564-nucleotide messenger RNA. RefSeq names its product zinc finger protein 271-like. The record is from RefSeq and is a predicted model, not a curated record. Lineage: Eukaryota; Metazoa; Arthropoda; Insecta; Diptera; Culicidae. Bases 110 to 1537 code for a protein of 475 amino acids. The transcript has 6 exons. Gene Ontology annotation, biological process: regulation of transcription by RNA polymerase II. Gene Ontology annotation, molecular function: RNA polymerase II cis-regulatory region sequence-specific DNA binding; DNA-binding transcription factor activity.
CGGCUGCAAAUGUCAAAACAAAUAUGAGAUUAGUUCGAUGCUGUAAGUGAUGAACAUUUUGCGAAGGAAUUUGUAUUUUUCUCGUGAAUAACACUUAAAAUCUGCGACAAUGGCAGGUUUGACAGAUGUCGACAGCCCAUUUGUGAAAACGGAAAAAGCAUGCAAAAUAUGUGGCACGUCCGAAGGAGAUAUGGAAUCUAUAUUUUGCGAUGCGGACGAUACACGAAUGCUGAACAAAAUUUAUAAGUGCACCCGAGUAGAGAUCACCCCAGUAUGUGGUCUUAUAUCGCCUAUUUGUGAAAGUUGUCGUCAGAGAAUCGACGCGUUUGAUGAGCACUCCAAACCCAAGGUGGUAGAGUUUGUAAUCAAAAAUGAAGCAGAGCAGGAUGCAAUGGAAUACGAUCCUUUUAGUUUUCAAGAUCCCAUGGCGUCAGGUGACCAUCAGGGCACAGAUAUCUUCGAAGACCUCUCUUCUAAACUAGAAGUAAGGUUGGACGAAGCACCACCCGAGGAAGUUGUGAGAGAAGAGAAAAAGAAAAAACCUACUCGAAAGGCUAAGAAAAAACCGGAUAUUUUGCCUGCUAAGGUAGAUUCACCAACACCCAUUGAAUUGGAUCAAGAUUCUCCAACCGAGCAUGAAAGUAAAGAUAACGAGAAGGAAAACGUACCGAAAUCCCGUGCGAGUCGCAAGGCCAAGGAGAAAGCCACCGUAAGGGCAUCUUCCGACGUUGAUUCUAGCGAUUUUGAGUGGCAAGGUGGAGAUGAUUUCGGCGAUGAUAACGAUGAGAAGUACGGCAGUAGUACUUCAGAAGACGAGAAACCCCUGAAGAAGCGUAAACAAGAAACGAAAAAGAUCAGUUUAACAAAGGCGGGCAAACGUCGAGGACGACCACCGAAACCACGUACGGAGGGUAAAGAUCUGAAGAUACCGGAAGAAUGUAAAAUCUGCGGUCGGGUUGUGACAUACAUGAGAGAACACAUGCGACAGCAUAAAAUAGACAAGCAACAUAAAUGCCCGUACUGUGAUCGAAUGUUUGUUCAGGGAAACAAUCUUAAAUAUCACAUACGAAAACAUUUAGGGGAGAAGCCUUUCUCGUGUAAUCUGUGCGAUAGAACAUUUUACUGUGCGCCGCAUUUGAAGUCCCAUAUGCGCGUUCACGGUCCCCAAGGUCUAUUCCAGUGCGACAAAUGUCCGAAAACCUUCAACCAAGAGGGCAAUCUGAAAAAACAUAUUCGUGUUCAUACAGGUGAAAAACCAUACAAAUGUAUGAAAUGCAAUAAAGCCUUCAACAGCACAUCAAAUUUGAGAAAUCAUCAACGAUUGCAUUCCGAUGAAAAAGCAUUCACGUGUGAGCAUUGUGCGAAAAGUUUCGUGGACAUUCAUCAUUUACAGCGACACGUUCGAGUUCAUACAGGACAACGCCCGUACAUCUGCCAUGUUUGUUACCACGCUUUCAAUUGCCAGAAUGGAAUCAGAGAACACUUGAAAAAGCACACAUCGCAGCCGGACAGAUACGGAAACAGUUGCAUGAAUUAAUAAACUGGAAAAUUGUAUUCACUGAAA